AGCAGCUUCACACCAUGAUUGUUCUGGGUCUGAUCACCUGUGUCGUGCUGAGAGCAUUCAGUGCUCAGGCAAAAGUGGUCCAUAGCUUUAAUGAGUGUGAUGAGUUUUUCUACCUAGGCACAGAACCAAGCGGAAUGGACCAGAAUGCUGAGAAAAUCUGUCAGAAGCUGGAAAAUGGAGGCUUACAUUAUGCUACUCUGUACUCGGUUCAUCACAAGAUCCCUCUCUACAGCGCCUACAAAUUGGACGCUAGAUGCCUAGGCGACACUGAAAGGAAAGACAUCUGGCACCUCGAGCCACAGGUGACUAUGAAUCAACCCAUAAGCAGUUACUACAGGGGCACGGGAUAUGAUCGUGGACACCUGAACCCCAGCUGCUUCCAAUGCGGAGACGGCCGUAAAGCGACAUUCACACUGACCAACGCUGCACCUAUGGACGCGUGUUUCAACCGUAAACACUGGAGGAACUGGGAGAGGACGCUGAAGGGUUAUUUAAUAAAGAAGCUUCUCAGGUAUUUUGAGUCAACAACUUUCAUUGUCACAGGUACGGUACCUGAUCCUAAUGUAUGGAUACCACAGAGGGAAACCUCUAAAGACCCAGAAAGGGUGUCGGUGCCCUCUCACGUCUGGACGGCUGUCUGUUAUAAACGCUACCGUAAUGACAGUAAGUCCUUAUCCUUUGGCUUUAUUGGGAGAAACCAGCAGAAAGAGCCUGACAUACGCCUGAUGAGUGUCUCAGACCUGAAUGAUCAACUCAGCAGACUCUACAGUGAGCUCUCAAGGACUCCUCAGUCAAUUAAGAUUUUUGCUGAUGAUUGUUUUGGUGACAAUAAUAAAUUAACCAAGGUUAUGGAGGUGUUUCCAAAAUUAAUUAAUCUACAAGUGAACAAAGCAGACCAAAUGAGCUCAGGCAUGCGAGACACAUAUCUCGCGGUGAAGAGGACCUUUAGCAGUGACGGCACACCUGAAAAAAAAGUCAACGUGAAUGAGAAUACAGGAAAGAUGUCCUUUGACAGCAUGAGCACUUACUACAAAGUGGCAGAGGACGUGAAUGUUUUUACUGGAAGUACUUGUCUUAUAACUUACGCCAAGCCACAAGUGAGGAAAAUGGAUGAUGAGCGCAGAAAAAGGGAGGUAUCCGCGGGGCCAGAUGCUGUUGAAUGCCAGCUGGUCCCAGAGAAGCAGAAGACUGCAGCUGACGGCUCACGCUGCUCAAGCGUCACAGAAUCUGAUGACAGCUGUCAAUGCAACACAGGAGGUGAAACCAAGCCCUGCUGCUCCUCUCCCUGCUUCAUAGACAAAUCAAGUAGCUAUUGGUGUUACUCAGGCCAGACACUGGAAUGGUGCUCACCCCCGUACUCACUUAUCACGUAUAAUGGAAAGAGGUGCUUGGAUGAUCACCCCUGCGCCACAUAUGGUGAGGACUACUACUGGUGCUGGACCUCUAAAAGCUGGGACUACUGCAGUCCUCCGCUGAAGUACAGUAAGACUAAAAAGGGGACGUACUGCCGCAGCAACCACGCCUGUGCAAAAUAUGGUUACAGACAUACAUGGUGCUACACAGAUGAUAAAGGCAAUUAUGACAAGUGCUGUACUUCUGAUGAUUGCUACUCAACUGUUAAUGACCAAACCUGCAGGUCUAAUCACCUCUGUGGCUACCAUGAUAAAGCUUACCUGUGGUGCUACACAGAUAGAGAAGGCAACUGGGAUUAUUGUUGCACAAACUGUAGACAGUGGAUGGUUUAAAGUGCUUAUUACAAUUAAUAAUAAAGUAUGACUUUGCAAAGUUAAUUGUGAUUUAUAAUUGCAUUACUUACAAACCAACAAACUUUCUAACAUAAAGUCUCUCAUACAUGUUUCUCAAAUUAACACCAGCUUUAAAUGUAUUUUUCCCUGAUC
Messenger RNA from Sinocyclocheilus anshuiensis, 1898 nucleotides. RefSeq lists its product as uncharacterized. The record is from RefSeq and is a predicted model, not a curated record. The coding region runs from base 15 to 1745 and encodes 576 amino acids. The transcript is spliced from 2 exons. NCBI's taxonomy places the organism in Eukaryota, Metazoa, Chordata, Actinopteri, Cypriniformes, Cyprinidae. Gene Ontology annotation, molecular function: hydrolase activity; metal ion binding; nucleic acid binding.